This is a messenger RNA of Pterocles gutturalis (yellow-throated sandgrouse), 2827 nucleotides long. RefSeq names its product palladin, cytoskeletal associated protein (gene PALLD). The transcript is spliced from 12 exons. NCBI's taxonomy places the organism in Eukaryota, Metazoa, Chordata, Aves, Pterocliformes, Pteroclidae. Bases 176 to 2260 code for a protein of 694 amino acids. The record is from RefSeq and is a predicted model, not a curated record.
UAUAAAAAUACAGCAGCUGCAGAACCAAAUUCGUCUGGAGCAAGAAAGUGGCCAGUGGUAUCAUCACCACCAGCAACCUGAUCAUCAUCAGCACCCUCCCUCUUCUCCUUCCUUUCCUCCUCCCCCCUCCUUCCAGGAGCUUGAGUCCAGCCAGUCUGUCACCUCUCCUGUGCCAAUGAGUAUUCUUAACUCUCAUACUUCCCCAACCAUGCAGUCUUCCAGCUCCUUCAACUAUGCUCGGCCUAAGCAGUUCAUUGCUGCUCAGAACAUCAGCCCUGCUUCAGGUUAUGUGACUCCGUCUUCAGGAUCAUCUACAUCCAGCCUUCCUUCUCCCAUGUCUCCAACUGCUUCUCAGAAACAGUUUGGGAGAGUGCCUGUUCCCCCUUUCUCUCAGCAGUUUGCUCCAGAAGGGGAGUACGCCUGGUCUCCUUCUUCUCCAUCCCCUCCGCCCCCGCCUCCACCUGUCUUUAGUCCAACUGCGACAUAUCCGGUGUGUGAUUCCUUUCCACUUCCACCUCCUCCACCCCCUCCUCUUCCUUCACUUUCUUCACCUUCCCACAGCCUGUCUCCAACUCCCAGAUUUCCUAAUUCCGGCCAGUCUCCAGCAGCUUUUCUCAGCUCCAUGCUGCCAUCUCAGCCACCACCCAUUUCUGUCAACGCAUUAGGCCUUCCAAAAGGAGUGACGCCUCCGGGAUUUCCCAAGAAAACAGGCAGAACUGCUAGGAUAGCAUCAGAUGAAGAGAUUCAAGGGUCAAAAGAUGCUGUAAUUCAGGAUCUGGAAAGAAAACUUCGCUUCAAGGAAGACCUUUUGAACAACGGGCAACCGAGAUUAACGUAUGAGGAGAAAAUGGCUCGUCGAUUGCUGGGAGCAGACAGUGCCGCAACUGUCUUCAAUAUACAGGAACCAGAAGAGGAGCCUGCUAUACAGGAAGCUCGCUCUGUUGGUGCUUCUGUAGUGAGUCCUGUGGAUAUUCAAAAGGAGUAUAAAGUCUCCAGCUUUGAGCAAAGACUGAUCAGUGAAAUUGAAUACAGGCUGGAGAGAUCUCCUGUGGAAGAAUCAGAUGACGAGGUGCAACAUGGAGAUGAACCUAUUGAUAACAGUAUGUCACCAUAUUUUGAGAUAAAGCUGAAGCAUUACAAAAUCUUUGAGGGAAUGCCAGUCACAUUUACAUGCAAAGUGGCAGGAAAUCCAAAGCCAAAGAUUUAUUGGUUUAAAGAUGGGAAGCAAAUUUCUAAACGAAGUGAUCACUACCGAAUUCAAAGAGAACCUGAUGGAACUUGCUCGCUGCAUACUGCAGCCUCCACCCUGGAUGAUGAUGGGAAUUACACUAUUAUGGCUGCUAACCCACAGGGCAGAAUAAGUUGCACGGGCAGGCUGAUGGUGCAAGCUGUUAAUCAAAGAGGCCGCAGUCCUUGGUCACCUUCUGGUCAGCCUCAUAUAAGAAGACCACGAUCUCGAUCAAGGGACAGUGGUGAUGAAAAUGAACCAAUUCAGGAACGAUUCUUCCGGCCUCAUUUUCUGCAGGCUCCUGGAGACAUGACCGUUCAAGAAGGAAAACUGUGCAGAAUGGACUGCAAGGUUAGUGGAUUACCGACUCCAGAUUUAAGCUGGCAACUUAAUGGAAGACCAAUUCGUCCUGAUAGUUCUCACAAAAUGUUGGUGCGUGAGAAUGGUGUGCACUCCUUGAUCAUAGAACCAGUCACAGCCAGAGAUGCUGGAAUCUACACGUGCAUUGCCAGCAAUCGAGCUGGUGAAAAUACAUUCAGCCUGGAGCUCGUUGUUGCAGCCAAGGAAGUACAAAAAGCACCCGUGUUUAUAGAGAAGCUACAAAACACAGGCGUGACUGAAGGAUUCCCAGUGCGAUUGGAGUGUCGAAUCUCAGGGGAGCCAUCUCCUCAGAUAUUUUGGAAGAAAGAGAACGAGUCACUCACGUACAACACAGACCGAGUGAGCAUGCACCAGGAUAACUACGGCUACAUUUGCCUGCUUAUUCAGGGAGCUACAAAGGAGGAUGCUGGCUGGUACACUGUUUCAGCUAAGAAUGACGCUGGGAUUGUGUCUUGCACUGCCAGGUUGGAUGUUUAUACUCAGUGGCAACAACCACCUCAGACAACCAAGCCAAAGAAGGUGCGGCCGUCAGCCAGCCGAUACGCUGCACUUUGUGACCAAGGACUAGACAUCAAAGCAGCUUUCCAGCCUGAAGCAAAUCCAGUCCACCUGACAAUGCAAUCUGGCUUGGUAGAGAGUGAUGAUCUGUAGAUCCAGCUGCCACUUCCAUCAUUUUCUUUCAAAGCAGAAACACUGAAAGCCAUUGCCUUGACCAAUGAUACUCGUAUGUCACUUUAUGCAAAGGCAGACACCUGCAAGUACAAAAGAGAAACAACGAACACAAUAACCAUAUAUUCCUUAUUCAUUAUACCAAAUUAGAAGAAUAGAUAGAUUAAUAGAAAUGUACACAUUGCACAACAAAUCACCUUCACCAGUUCCUUAUACCUAAGUUGCUUCAGCUCUUACAAACAGCCCUUCUCAUAAAGGCCAAAAUAUAUCAGAGAGAGAGAUUUUUCAGAAGAGAACACUAUUUAUCACUACAUGCCUCCAUAAGCAAUAAGUAGAUGCCACACAAUCUUAAUGGUGCAAGAUGUUUUAUUUGAGGCCAUUAGAUCACAAAGAAAAUUAGAAUGUAUGGUUAGCUAGAGUUCUAAGAUGGCAAUGCAUUCUGAUCGCUACAAGGAAACAAGUGCAAUAUUGUAAGACUAAAACAGGAAGGGACAAAGAAGAGAAACAUAGGCAGAUGCUGUAUCUCUGCAAAUUGCUUUCUAUUCUACA